GUUGUCUGUCAGUCAGUUUUUUGAUUGGGUGGCUGUGGGGUUCAGUUGCUGCUGUUUAUUUUCGGAAAGACGACAAAUUCAAAACCUUCAACAUUUAUCCUAUAAAUGACAAACGUCUUAUCAACGGGAAUCUUUAAGAUCCAUACACACAUCAACUCUACGUAGAAGAAACAAACACUUGUAUUUGAAAUUACAUCCGGAAAUAUUUUUUAAUUAAAGCCGACAUGACUGGUGACGACAAACCAAUAAGAGUUGGUUCCCGAAAGAGCGAGUUGGCUCUCAUCCAAACUAAACAUGUCAUCUCACGAUUACAGAAACUUUACCCGAAUAAGAAAUUUGAAAUACAUACAAUGACAACAAUAGGUGACCGAGUUUUAAAUAUAUCACUGCCAAAAAUUGGAGAAAAAAGUCUUUUUACCAGAGAUCUUGAGGAUGCUUUACGCAAUGGUGGUGUUGACUUUGUUGUUCAUUCUCUGAAGGACUUACCAACGGCCUUACCAACAGGCAUGGCAAUAGGAGCCGUUCUUGAACGAGAAGAUGCCAGAGAUGCUCUUGUGCUUCGAAAGGACUACAAGGAUUAUACAAUAGACACGUUACCUCAUGGCAGCGUUAUUGGUACAUCAUCCCUAAGAAGGACUGCCCAAUUGCGGAGACAAUACCCCCAUCUCGUUGUUUGUGAUAUCCGUGGCAACUUGAAUACUCGAUUGGCAAAAUUGGAUGCUGCAGAUUCCAAGUUUGCAGGAAUAAUUUUAGCUCAAGCUGGAUUGGUUCGUAUGGGAUGGCACGAUCGUAUCAGUCAAGUUCUUGAGCCUACCGAGCUCCUAUAUGCCGUUGGACAAGGAGCUUUAGCUGUGGAAUGUCGUGUCAAUGACACAGACAUUUUGACAAUGCUUCGUAGUCUCUCGUGCAUUUCAACAACGUGCCGUAUUUUGGCUGAACGAAGUUUCCUUAAAACUCUUGGUGGUGGCUGUAGCGCGCCCGUAGCCGUAUUCAGUAACUUGAAAGGAAACUUGGCUAAUGAUGGCAAUUGUUCUAACACAGUUAAUUUACAUCUGGACGGAGCUGUAUGGAGCCUUGAUGGUUCUAAUGAAAUACGAAGAGAUAUGGCCUGCUUACUUGCCGACCCUACAAUCGCCGAAGAAAAUAGUAAUGACGAGCCUCCUCAAAAGCGUACAAGAGCCAAUGAAAGCAGCAGCCCAGAAUUACGGAACCAAAACAGUCCUCCAGUCAUUAAUGAUGAUUCUGAGAUAGAAGCUAUUGCCGGUUCAUACAACAUUAAUGAAUUGGUAGAGAAACAUAUAAAUUUAGCUAAUAAAUGUCCUGUUGUGGGCACGGAUAUUAAAAAAGAAGCGCAAAACGGGAAUAAUAUUGACGAAGAUAGAGUUGGUGACGCCGAAAGCGGCAAGGCAUGUCCACUGCCAAUAGAUAUUGGUCAGGAUGUUAUGGGUCAGUGUCCAUUUGUGGGUAACGAUACAAAAGUAUUUCUGGCUGCAACCGGAAAAUGUCCCAUGUCUGGCAAUAAACUGAACAACAAUAGCGUUGAGAGCGAUGAUAAAGUAGACUGUGCUCCAACUCCUUCCACAUCAAAAUGUCCUUUUGCAGCAAUGCACAGCAGAAGCGGUAUGACACUCAGUGCCAAAGCUCCUAAAAGGAGUCACGAAGACACUGUGGGGAAAUGUCCUUUCCUACAAAAGACUAUUAAAAUGUUUGACUACUCUGAGGACGAGACGGCACAUUCCAAUGCUAAUAUACUUAUAGAAGAUGUUGACAAUCUAUUUUGUGGUCUUUAUCAGCAUGAAUGCUAUGAUCGUCAAUUGUACAUCAAGAGUAACAAACUUGGAGAACAGUUGGCCGAGGAGUUGAUCAAAAAAGGUGCUUUAGAAGUAAUGAGAUUAGCUCAGGCAGAGAUACAUAGCAAAUCUUAAUAAACGGACUCUGAUAUUGCGUUUUGUUUC
Messenger RNA from Musca domestica (house fly), 1955 nucleotides. Its product is annotated as porphobilinogen deaminase. Gene Ontology annotation, cellular component: cytoplasm. The record is from RefSeq and is a predicted model, not a curated record. NCBI's taxonomy places the organism in Eukaryota, Metazoa, Arthropoda, Insecta, Diptera, Muscidae. The coding region runs from base 225 to 1925 and encodes 566 amino acids. Gene Ontology annotation, molecular function: hydroxymethylbilane synthase activity. Gene Ontology annotation, biological process: heme biosynthetic process. The transcript has 4 exons.